Rhipicephalus sanguineus (brown dog tick) is the source of this 836-nucleotide messenger RNA. RefSeq names its product heme-binding protein 2. The transcript has 7 exons. The record is from RefSeq and is a predicted model, not a curated record. The coding region runs from base 34 to 678 and encodes 214 amino acids. NCBI's taxonomy places the organism in Eukaryota, Metazoa, Arthropoda, Arachnida, Ixodida, Ixodidae.
CCGGCCCCGGUGAUUCCAAAAACGGCUCCUAUAAUGCAGACUUUGAGCGUAGUAAUAGCAGCGAUCAUCAUCCAAGUUGCAUCCGCGUACUCCUGCACUUGGAGAGGUGUCGAGUGCAUAGACUAUGAGGUGAUCUCGAACGAAGCUGAAUACGAAGAACGUCAGUACCCGGAAACCAUGUGGAUCAGCGUGACAUCACAAGCGAGGACACUUUUUGAAGCGAAGAGAAGGAGCUUUCGGAAACUCAUUUAUUACAUCCAGGGCUUCAAUGAUCAGAACGUGACGGUAGACCUGACCACACCACACCGGACCUUGGUGACCCGCGGAGCGAGUGGCCGGCGCCUGGCCAACUACACCAUGGCGUUCCCACUGCCAGCCAACCUCUACAUGAACCCGCCACAGGCCAAUGACAAGGACAUCUACAUCACUGUCGAGCCGCCUCGUCGAUACGCCGUGAAAUCGCUAAGUGCGCCAAGUUGGGCAGAGUCGGCUUCUCCUCUGCCCAGGGUGUUCGGCGGGCAGCCCAACGAGCAACAAUGGUUGCGGAAGGCAGAAGAGUUCAUCCAGGUGAUGCGCAAGGAUCGGCGUGUAAACCUGGACCACUUCUACGUGGCCCGGUACGACCUUAUUUUCUGGGUGCUGGAGCGUCGCAACGAGAUUUGGCUGAGCAUGAAAUGAGAAGCGCUGGCCGCCGCCGCCGCCGCUACGAUCUCCGCACCGCGACGCAGCCACUGGCGCUGCGCGCGGGCCCCACCUGGUUCCUGUAUGUUACUCCCAUUCCACGCACCGAUGCGGCCAGGUCAAGAGCACACCCGCUCUUCUCCAGGCAAUGAGCG